This is a messenger RNA of Populus trichocarpa (black cottonwood), 1308 nucleotides long. Its product is annotated as protein LURP-one-related 17. The coding region runs from base 362 to 1024 and encodes 220 amino acids. The transcript has 2 exons. The record is from RefSeq and is a predicted model, not a curated record. Lineage: Eukaryota; Viridiplantae; Streptophyta; Magnoliopsida; Malpighiales; Salicaceae.
GAGACCAACAAUGGAAACACACACGUGUCACAUCUUCAAACCCCAACAUAGACAAUACAAUCAAAACUCCUAACACUAAUUAAAGAUUAAAAUGAAAUUACUUUCUUAAUCUCACAAUGGAGACUCCAAGGGAAGAGGCAUUUCUAGUUAGGUAAAGUCUUGUCGGAUUGGGAUUUAGAAUUUCAAGAUGGCAGACCCUGUUAAACUUUCUUACAAGGAAACCCCACAAUAGCAACGCGCCCUACACGCGCAUGUCUCCUCCUAACAAGCAAAAUCAUAAGACAGACUAUCAUUCUACAGCUAACUUACAUAAAUGUCUUCUUAGGUUUCAAAAGCAAAGACUACCACCGCUCUAUUGAAGAUGAUAUUUUUCUUAAAAUCUUCGUCAAGAUCAGUCCAUGAUCAAGAACAUCAUCACGAGCCAGUUGCUGAGGCUGAGGUGGAGACCAGGAUUAACGAUGGCACGUGCACGUCAUUAACAGUGUGGAGGAAGUCACUUUUAAUUAGUUGCAAUGGAUUUACAGUGAUUAAUUCCUGUGGAGAUUUAGUCUAUCGCGUUGAUAAUUACAUUGAUCGUCCUGACGAGCUCGUUCUUAUGGAUGGCUCGGGAAAAUCCAUCCUCACAAUGCGUCGACGCAAGAAGCUUGGAGUGCUAGUACAUAACUGGUUUGUCUAUGAAGGUGAAGUGGGUAACUACUGUGCAACAAACAAAUUAUCAAAGAAGCCAAUUUGGUGUGUGAGGAAGAAUAUUAACAUCUUACAAACCAGUCACAAUGUGCUCGCGUAUGUUUUUCGAGGAUCCACAGAUAAAAGACAUUCGUUUGUGAUCGAAGGUUCUUAUACGCGUAGAUCAUGCAAAGUGAUAGGUGGAUCAAGAAAGGUUUUGGCAGAGAUCAAGAGGAAAGAAGCUAUGGUCGAAGGUAUUUCUUAUGGGGUAGAGGUUUUUGUUUUGAAUGUAGAACCAGGAUUUGAUCCUGGAUUUGCCAUGGGUUUGCUUUUGAUAUUGGAUCAAAUGUUCCCCUGAUUUUUACUCUUUUUUUUUUUUUUGGAUUUUGUAAUGAGAAGUAAAAUAUACAUGUCCAUAUGUUUUGGCCACAAUAUUAAGGAAAUAGAAAUACCAAUGAGCACUGAUCGGUUCAGAAUAGAGAAAUGCCAGUGGGUAUUGAGGUGACAGAUAAUCUUGGCUCCAAAGAUUAAGAGAAAAACACAUUUAAUUUCCUUAUGUUUUCCGAUCAUAGGAAUAUUGGGGAUUGCCCUCUCUCUCUCUGUUAAAUUGAUGAAAUAUAAAGUUGAAACUGCUAAUUUAAA